Molecule: messenger RNA, 810 nt
Organism: Letharia columbiana
Lineage: Eukaryota; Fungi; Ascomycota; Lecanoromycetes; Lecanorales; Parmeliaceae
Exons: 2
Coding region: 1-810 (269 amino acids)
Source: RefSeq, a predicted model, not a curated record
AUGUCACUCAUUCAGCAACCCCCACUGGAUAUUGAAGCAAACCUGUUCUCAAUACCUCGAGAGAUUCGUGACCUCAUCUAUACUGCGCUGCUCCAGAUCCCGAAUGACCCACCCACAUCGCCCGAGGAGGCGGGCCCGCGCUUCAGGAAAGGGAGCAGUCUCUACUCCGUGGAGCGGUAUCCUGAGGCCGUCUAUGCUGCCUUACUGCGCUGCAACCGUCAACUGAGAGAUGAAUUCCAAGAGGUCCUGGUUGCCCGUCAGCCAGUUCGGGACUUCAGACUCGAUUGUAUGAUCAAAAGCGACGACCUGUGGCCAACAUGGAUCUUGCUCCCUUGUCCAGGAACACGGGACAUAGGGGUACUGAAUGUGGACCUUCGACUCUUCAACGUCGGUCAUGGCCACGAUCAGUAUGUUCAGUUUUUUGACGAUGGUGGUCCGGCCAUGAUCUUCACACCUCUUUUCCAGCUCCUCAACCGCUUUUUCCAUCAUGGACCUCGAUUCUUCAGCUCUAGCGCCAAGGAUGGUGUAUAUGGCCGGAAUUUGCAUGUCAAGACGCUCUGUAUGACACUCGUACACGAGAGGCCAGGGGCAAACUCCAAUCCCGACGAUCCGCUGUACGAUCAGAGACACAUUCGUAGUACUUGCUGGUUCGCGCUACUCAAGAUUGCAAACUCAGGCCUGCUCCUAGGCAAAAUAGAGAAGCUAAAGUUGUGCUGGCGUGACGAGAUAAGAGAGGUCGAGGUGAAGGGCACCGGGGAGAGGCGUGACGUUGCUGAGUGGGAUUUGUAUGGGUUCCGUUGGGGCCCCUGA